UGUAUCCCAUCAUCUACUUGUUAGGAACAACGCGCGAAACAAAGCGGUGCGGUUUGGGAUUAUCUUCCGAGUUGUUUGUGACACUUAAAUGUGCCAGGUACGGUGAAACUCAGAGCCUCUCUUAGAGGGAGCAGCGGCUCAGUGCCAGACACGGAGCAUGCACCGAGACCUGCUGCACAGUCUGUGAGCUGCUCCACGUGCGUGGUAGGAAUUCAUGUAGUUUUAAUGCUUAAAACUUUAAAUACCAGGCGUGUGUUAAUACCUGUGCUGAGCAGAGCCGGCAGCUCUCUCUCUCUCUCUCUCUCAGCUUUAUCACCGUGCCAUAGCACGGUCCUUGUGGAAGGCAAAGACCGUUUAUGAUCGGUUGACUGAAAGGUCGAGUGCAGUUUGAGUGAUAACACCGAUUAAAAAUAAAUGCUGGUUUAUAAGGGCACUUCCUCGGGCACCGUGGCACAAACUUGCAGCGGUGUGGAGUGUCAGCUGCCCCGCCAAUGUCGCUCCCCAGCGCCGAGCCCUGCUCCCCGGAGGAGCCCCCGGCGGCGGAGGAAGCCGCGGUGUCGCCCCCCGGCUCCGCGCCCGCCGCUCUUCCCGCCGCCGCUCCCGCUCCUCCUCCCGCUCCUCCCGGCGCCGUGCGCGGGGCGGGGCCGCGCUCCUCGGGCCCGGAGCGGCCCUCGGAGCCGGCGGCCGGAGCCAUGGCCGAGGCCGACCGGGAGCUGCGCGUCCCCUUCAUCGAGGCGGAGGAGACGGAGGUGGAGGCGGAGGCGCGGGCGGCCGGCGGCGGAUGGCGCUGCGGGCGGUGCGCGGACGGGGCCGCGCUGCGCUGGUGCAUCUCCGGGACGCUCUGCGCCUCUUUCUUGGGGCUGGGGAUGAGCAUCGCGGUGCUGGGUCCCACCUUCCCCACCCUGGCCGCCAAUGUCGGCAAGAACGUCAGCGACAUCUACUACAUCUUCGUGGGCCGGUCCUUGGGCUCCCUGGGCGGGUCGGUGGUCGGCGGGGUGCUCCUGGACUGCAUGAACGCCACUCUGCUGCUCGCCUUCUCCAUGCUUGGAACGGCAGCUGGUCUUUAUGCAAUACCCUGGUCUAAGGAAUCCCUGCUAUUGACAGUCUUGAUGUCAGUUAUUGGAGGUUCCAUGGGAAUUCUGGACACAGGUGGCAAUGUACUGGCACUGUAUACCUGGGGAUCGGAGGUUGGACCACACUUGCAGGCUUUGCACUUCAGUUUUGCUGCAGGUGCAUUUCUGGCUCCCAUGGUGGCUCAAAUGGACUUGGGGAGUUCUGAAUCUGAGGAACUUGCAGGGGCUGAAAAGACAAACCUGUCUGUCCUCAAGUCUCUGCCGACAGCAUCAGCCACAUCGACUACCCCAGCCCUGAAUGGCCAUCACAAUGAAAGCUUUUUGUGGUCCUAUAUUUUCAUAGGCACCUAUAUUCUCUUAGUUUCCAUCUUCUUUUUUGUUUUGUAUUCAAAGAGCAGCUCAACUAGAGACAAAUCAAAGGCUUCUGCGCAGAAGGACAGGCUUGCCAAAUACCACUGGCCUCUGGUUGGUCUCCUGUUCGUAUUCUUCUUGUUCUACGUGGGAGCUGAGGUCACCUAUGGCUCCUAUGUAUAUACCUACGCAAUGGUCUUUGCUGAGAUGAAGGAGAGCGAAGCAGCUGCUUUGAAUUCCGUCUUCUGGGGCGCGUUUGCCGUGUGCAGAGGAGCGGCGAUAUUCGGCGCUGCUUUCCUGUCCCCUGCCACCAUGAUCGUGAUGAGUCUCCUGUGCUCUGCUGCCUCCUCCACAACCCUGGCCUUCUUCGCGCACUUCCGAGCCGUGCUGUGGGUGGGAACGGCCGUGUACGGCGCAUCCAUGGCCACCAUCUUCCCCAGCGGCAUUGCCUGGAUCGAGCAGUACACGGUGGUGGAAGGAAAAACGGCUUCUCUGUUCGUGGUGGGCGCGGCGCUGGGCGAGAUGUGCAUUCCUGUCGCGGUGGGCUAUCUCCAAGGCAGGUACCACUACGUCCCUGUCGUUAUGUACACUGCCUUUGUCACUUCCGUCGUGACGGCCCUGCUCUUCCCUGCCAUGUACAAACUGGCCAACUGGCCCCAGCAGCGCGACUCGCGAGAAGCCGGUGACAGGGAGACUCGGAAAACUUUGUUGUCGAACUCGAGGCUUACUGAGGACGAGGAGGAGGAGGAGCAUGUCAGAGAGUGGAACGAUGUGGACUUUGAGGUAGUAGAAAUGAAUGACAAGGACACCUCCCCUAGGAUAGCAGGGGACUCUCCAGCUAAAGUCUCUCCCCAGCCCCAUCUGGACGAUGCUCUGGGUGAUCCUCCAGUGGUUGCUGAUGGCUCCCCUGGGAGACAAAAUGGGAUUGUUGACAGGGAGAUGAGUGAAUAGAAUCAAAGCUGACUUUUGUUUUAAAAUGGAAAUGCAAUUGAAUUGUAGCUGUUGUCAAGUGGUUGGGGAAUCCUUUCAUAGUGGUGCAGAGCACAGCAUGCUCAUUUUCCCAGUCCUUUCUCCUCUUUCAGCCUGCAGGGGUAUGUCUUGGAGUGGGAAGGUCCUCAGUGAUGUGAAAGGGGCAACAUGAUAAAUGUUUGGCUAUGCCAAAACUGCUAAAACGUAAAAGAUGCUUUCUAAAUAUGAGGCAUGCAGCCAAGGAAGAGAUGCUGUAAUAACUGGGAAAGAAGAGGACUGCUCAGACUACUCUGUUUUUUGAGGUGGGUGAAAGGUGCAGGUCUGAGAUACUUUGUCACAAAAUGGUUUCAUGAGAGAGGAGAGACAUCCUUUGCCGGUAAUGCUGAACUUUCUUACCUUGUGAAGGAGGAAUGCUUCUACUGCGUCUGAAAGCGGUGUGUGAUCAAAUCAGUUAAAAUUUCCAUGUUGCCCAGCAGCUGUAAAUUGAAUAACCUUUUGGCAAACUAUAGGAAUUUUUGGUUCUGAGACAAAGACAAGAAAAAACUGGGAAUUAUUUCUUAAUGCCUUUGGUUCACUUAAAAGCAGUUUAUGAGAAAGGGCACAAAAUGGGCCAUUGUUUAUCUGCUCAAAUGCAUAACUCCAACCUUCUAAACAGUGGCAACAAAUCUAAAUAAUCUAAAGUAUUUCUAAUUUUAAUUAUGGCACUACCACUGAAAUCAACAAAUGUACACAGAAGACAAAAAGAUAAAAUGAUCACGUCGUCUUUGAAUGGUUUGAGUUGGAAUGGACCUUUAAAGAUCAUCCAGUUCCAAACUGCUGCCAUGGCAGGGACACCUUCCACUGGACCAGGUUGC
Messenger RNA from Motacilla alba alba, 3247 nucleotides. It is a transcript of the gene SLC60A2, whose product is annotated as major facilitator superfamily domain containing 4B. The coding region runs from base 492 to 2375 and encodes 627 amino acids. NCBI's taxonomy places the organism in Eukaryota, Metazoa, Chordata, Aves, Passeriformes, Motacillidae. The transcript has 4 exons. The record is from RefSeq and is a predicted model, not a curated record.